Gymnodraco acuticeps is the source of this 2783-nucleotide messenger RNA. RefSeq names its product arylsulfatase B (gene arsb). The transcript is spliced from 8 exons. NCBI's taxonomy places the organism in Eukaryota, Metazoa, Chordata, Actinopteri, Perciformes, Bathydraconidae. The record is from RefSeq and is a predicted model, not a curated record. Bases 378 to 1922 code for a protein of 514 amino acids.
GGAAGUGACAGCUAGAAGCAGUAACUUUAAAACUUUAGGGACUUUUUGUGUGUGGAUGUUAUAACGAAAAAGAGAAGAAGUUAUGACAACCUAGCUCUAAGCCUUUUAUUCGCCAUGUUUUUAUUUACAUUACAUUACAUUUAGCUGACGCUUUUAUCCAAAGCGACUUACAAUAAGUACAUUCGACCAGGAAGACACAACCUUGAAGAAAACAGAAUCAUAUAAGUACAUCAGGUUUCAUAGAGCCAAACAUUUCAAGUGCUACUCAACUGGUUAUUUCUUCUACCGUUAUACAGCCUACCGGACUACCUUAUUUACAAUGUGACAGACGAGUUGGAUUUAAUAGAGCUCUGCUGAGUUCUUAACUGAGACCAACGAUGGAUUAUCCGCUCUUUAUAGCUGUGUUUCUCGUGAGCUCCUCUGUGGUGUUAGCCUCCCAGCAGCCCAACAUCGUGUUCAUCCUGGCAGAUGACUAUGGUUGGUAUGAUGUCGGCUACCACAGCUCAGAGAUCCGCACGCCGAACCUGGACAAGCUGUCCGCGGCAGGAGUCCGCCUGGAUAACUACUAUGUCCAGCCUCUGUGCACCCCGUCCAGAAACCUGCUGAUGACCGGGAGGUACCAGAUCCGCACCGGCAUGCAGCACCAGAUCAUCUGGCCCUGUCAGCCCUACUGUGUGCCUCUGGACGAGAAACUGCUGCCUCAGCUGAUGAAGGACGCGGGCUACGCCACUCACAUGGUGGGCAAGUGGCACCUGGGCAUGUACAAGAAGGACUGCCUGCCCACACGCCGGGGCUUUGACACAUACUUUGGUUACCUCACAGGUAGCGAGGAUUACUUCACUCAUGUCCGCUGCUCUCGGAUUGCUGCUCUCAACCUGAGUCGCUGUGCAUUGGACCUGCGGGACGGAGAAGAGGUCGCCACGGGAUACAAAGGAGACUAUUCCACUGAGCUGCUCAGCCUGAGAGCCACCAGCAUCAUCAAAAAACACAACUCUAACAAGCCACUCUUCCUGUACGUUGCGCUUCAAGCAGUCCAUGCUCCGCUGCAGGUGCCCGAGCGCUACCUGGCCCCCUACAGUUUCAUCAAAGACCCCCAUCGCAGGCAGUAUGCCGGCAUGGUGUCGGCCAUGGACGAGGCCGUGGGAAACAUCACCCUGGCCCUGCAGCAGGGGGGGCUGUGGGACAACACCAUCCUGGUGUUCUCAACAGAUAACGGAGGUCAGACGCUGAGCGGUGGCAGCAACUGGCCGCUGCGAGGAAGGAAGUGGUCUCUGUGGGAAGGAGGGAUCCGGGGAGUGGGGUUUGUCGCGAGCCCGCUGCUGAAGCAACCCGGGACCGUCAGCCACAAACUCAUCCACAUCUCUGACUGGCUGCCAACCCUCGUUGGCCUGGCCGGAGGGAGCACCAACGGCACCAAGCCACUGGACGGAUUCAACGUGUGGAACACAAUCAGCAAAGGCUUUGCCUCACCCAGACUGGAGCUGCUGCACAACAUUGACCCUCUGUAUAAUGACAUCGCUCCGUGUCCUGGCACUCAGCGUCAAUCAUCUUUGGCUCAGGUGGUCAGUGGAGGCUCCUGGGCCAAUUCUGGCUUCAAUGUGUCCAUUCACGCCGCCAUCCGAUUCUCCAACUGGAAGCUGCUGACGGGCUACCCAGGUUGUGACGUUUGGUUUCCGCGACCCGGGCACAACAGCUCCGAUUCAAACCCCCCCCAGGCGGAUCCACUGAAGCCCGUAAUGCUGUUUGACAUAGAAAAAGAUCCAGAGGAGAGGAAUGAAUUAUCCGCUCACUUCCCCACAGUAGUAGAGUAUCUUCUCACUAGGCUCAACCAAUACCAGAAAAGUGCUUUACCGAUAAACUUCCCCGAUGAGGACCCCCGAUGUGACCCGGGUCCCACUGGAGCCUGGGGACCCUGGGCAUAGGGUGGAAAUGGCAGUUAUGAAUACUGUAGCACUUUGUUAAAUGUGAAUUUCAGCAGCAGGAAUCUCUUCUGCUGAGAAAAAGAGUAACAUUUUUAAAGACAUUAUGAUGGUGAGAUUGAAUGUAUAUCAACUUAAAGACAGCUGUUUUUAUCCCACAAUCAUUUAAAUCUGUCUAAACUCGAUUAUGCAGAUUUUUUUAAAGAAAAUAUUUCACUUACAUUAUGUUUUUCGGUUUUAUUCCUUUGUUUGUCAGUUGUUUAUUGGGAAAACUUCUAGCCCUGUUGUUGCAUGGUCAAAGAAAGAUCCCAUAUCAUUUUGCAGUGUUGUUUUUCCCUUUCGUUUACAUAGUGCGAUAGGGCAUUUGGAGGUCUUUGUUCUCCAAGUGCCCUUUUAGUUUAAUAUUUGCCAAAGAGUUUUUAUUUUUCGCCAACCAAUGGAAAAAGCCAUUAAUUAGUUGACUGACUGGUACUGCCAUUACUAUUGAUCGAUGUGUCCCAGCUCUGAAAUGCUUACAGAGGUUUAGUUAAAAUGAUUGCGUAAACACUGUUUGCUACAUAUGUUGCUGAUUUGGAAAGACCUUAUCUCCCUGCUGUUUCAGUUAUUGCACUUCAUUUAUCAACUGUUGAGAAGCCGCAGGCUCCUUGUAUGUGUCAAACAGAAGGACUGUUUUCAUACCUGGGAGACAUAUUUCACCAACCAAUCUAUGGUGUCUUUUGGGAGGUUUUUAAGGAUCGUACAGGAGAAAGCAGAAUGUGUCACGUUAUAUUUACAUCUUGUUACAUGGCCACCCAAUGUCCAAAAAGGUCAAAUUUGUACUUUAAAAUAUAUUUCCUUAAAUAAACUGUGCUUUACUUUGAAACU